AUGAAAAGUGACUCUCGUCUGGUUUUACUUCCUCUUUGUUUUCUCUUCAAAGCUGUCGGACUUAAAGACACAGACAGACGGUGAAGCUGCUCAAAGAUCUUUCAGCUCAAAAUGUCUACAGAAAUUCAAAGUGUUGAAGAUUUCAGGGUGAAAUACAGCAGAGGGUCCCAAGAGGAUGGAGGAGUGAGAGAGCAAAGUGAGGUGGAGGUGUUAGAUGAUGGAGAGCAGCACCCUGACGUUGGCCUACAAGAAGCUGAUGAACACUUCCAGAAGUACGCUCCAGCUUCAACAAGAAGCUGGCUCAGAGUUUUUGAAGUAAACCUGGGAGUGCUGUAUCUUCUGAUGCUGGCUGCAAUCACGACACGCUAUAUUUUAGUCACUUUGGACAAAGAGCAGCUGCAGAACAGAAACAAUGAACUGAGCAACAACUUCAGCCUUCUGGCUAAUCACUCUGGUCAGCUACAGGAAGAGGUCAAGCAGCUCAAAGAAAAGAUGGAAGAGAAGUGUCCCGAUCGAUGGACAAGAUUUGGAAGCAGCUGUUACUUUAAAUCCACUGAGGCAAAGCACUGGCAAGAGAGCAGGAGAGCCUGUCAGGAUAAAGGAGCUGAUCUGGUGAUCAUAAACAGCAAGAGGAACAGACAUGUUCACAAGAUGAUGUCACUACAACAGAAGUGCUGAAUUAUGACUGGAGACAAUAUUUGUGUCUCUUCUCAAACAGGAAUUUGUCAGUAAAUUUGGAGGAGAGUCCUGGAUUGGUCUGGAAGCUAAACAGACAUCAGGAGGAUAUAAAUGGGAAUGGGUGGACGGAUCAGCGCUGACAGAAAGGUGAGACAUUAGUUUGUUUCUAUUCCAGAGUUAUUAUUUAGAAGUGAAACAUGGAUGUUUUGGAAGAUAGAUCAGCAAUACAUGAGCUGAGCUAUUUUCCAACAGCCCCACAAACUGAAUGUAAAGAAAAGCAGAAAUCCUCCUUUGAAUGAACAGCUGUGCUUGAACUCUCUUCAUCUGCAGUCUGUGAUGACGUUCAGUUACAACAAGUCAGUUUGAAGGAAUCAGGAUUGAAAAAAGUUUACUCCAGCUUAAUAUCAUAUUU
Messenger RNA from Haplochromis burtoni (Burton's mouthbrooder), 1090 nucleotides. RefSeq names its product C-type lectin domain family 12 member A-like. The transcript is spliced from 5 exons. NCBI's taxonomy places the organism in Eukaryota, Metazoa, Chordata, Actinopteri, Cichliformes, Cichlidae. The record is from RefSeq and is a predicted model, not a curated record. The coding region runs from base 112 to 678 and encodes 188 amino acids.